Orbicella faveolata is the source of this 822-nucleotide messenger RNA. RefSeq names its product collagen triple helix repeat-containing protein 1-like. The record is from RefSeq and is a predicted model, not a curated record. Lineage: Eukaryota; Metazoa; Cnidaria; Anthozoa; Scleractinia; Merulinidae.
UAUGGAAAAAAAAGUUUUACUACAAUUUUGAACAGGGACACUGAGACCAAUCUGUGGACAAUGAAGACUCUUCUAAUGACCGUUUUGAUGUUACUCACCACCAGCAGAUUAUAUGUUGUGGCUAGCUUGACGCAAAAGUCCUGCACAGUGGUUCAGGGACCCCCUGGCUUUCCAGGAGGCCCAGGAUUACCAGGACCUCACGGUCGGGACGGUGUGAGAGGCAAGAAAGGAGAAAAAGGAGAAAUUGGAGUAAAAGGUCAAAAGGGAAGUACUCAGGCCUCCUCUAACUGGAAGCAGUGUGUUUGGAAAGGUCCGGAUGGCCGAGACCAUGGCCUAUUAAAGGAUUGUCUUUUUCAAAAGGUGUACGACAGCACAGCUCUGCGUGUAUUCUACUCUGGAGCUCUUCGCAUCUUGGGUUGCACGCUUUGUUGCAAGCGUUGGUUCUUCACCUUCAGUGGCGCCGAAUGCAGUGGUCCAAUGCCAAUUGACGGAGUUAUUUACAUGCACAGAGUGAGAGGCGAACAGCCACUACGAGUCCGCCAUAUUGAAGGGUACUGUGAGAAUAUUCCCAAGGGAAGAGUGCGUGUGGGGUUCAACGUGGGGAACUGUCCACGUUUCGGUAAUGCAGACGCUUAUUCUCACUGGAACUCUGUGUCCCGGAUUGUGGUGGAAGAAGUUCCCGCUCCUCAGAAAUAACAGAUUUUGCAGAAAUCAUUAAAAAGAUCAAACAAUGAUACAGACUUUUUCAUUACAAUUAUCUUUCUUGAGAUAUCACAUUGUAAUUGGCUUUUUGGUCUAGUGCUAUUAAAAUCUGAUAAAGUA